Messenger RNA from Cooperia oncophora, 342 nucleotides. NCBI's taxonomy places the organism in Eukaryota, Metazoa, Nematoda, Chromadorea, Rhabditida, Trichostrongylidae. The record is from the annotation of a GenBank genome assembly.
AUGAUUAUGCUGGGAUUCAACCUCAGAAAAGCUAUGGCAAAUUCAAUCAGUGCAAUGGUACCGUCCCUUCGGCCUCAUCUUUCGAUGUUCUAUUACUUGAAAGAGUGUGCGGAUCUUCCAAAUUCACAGCUUUUCCUUUAUUCCAAGGAAGACAAACUAGUCCAAUACCAAUAUGUGAAAAAAUUCUUGGAGUAUCAGAAGAGUAUGGGGCGAGAUGUUGUCGACGUUAUGUUUGCAAAUUCUGACCAUGUCCAGCACUACCGCACUCAUCCGGAGCAAUAUCGUUCUACUUGUAUAGAGUUCUUGAAGAAAAUAGAGAAAUCCCUGGAACAUUCACAUUGA